Messenger RNA from Gongylonema pulchrum, 543 nucleotides. Lineage: Eukaryota; Metazoa; Nematoda; Chromadorea; Rhabditida; Gongylonematidae. The record is from the annotation of a GenBank genome assembly.
CAUGAGGAAACAACCGUUGAAGAUCCGCUGACCAGAGCAAAAUCCAAGGUUUGGUUAUUCUGUGAACGAAUUGAUGAAGACGGGGAAUCAAAAGCAAAAUGCAAAAUUUGCGGUAUGGUUAUGCUGCGUAAAUUAGGUUCCACAAGAGCGAUGCUACGACAUCUACGGAAAAUGCAUGAGAAUUUAAUCGAUGGCAUCAUACGGCCGAUAACGAAACGCAUUCAAGCGAUUGCUGGUAAACCACGAGAUAAUAAUGGAUUUGAUGUGGAUGAUGAUGGUGCUUGGGUGGAAGAAGUUGACCAGCCCGGAUAUGACUGUGGCACUACUCAACAUCGAUACGUAACAACAGCAUCACAGCAACAACAAAGACUCGCAGCUGCAUACAAAUCGCAGAAUCUCACACGUUUUGCUCAGCCAGAGCAGCAACCCGAGCAAUAUCAUGGUGAUUACUACUUGGAAGAAGCAAGCUCGUAUGGCAGUGAUUUUGUGGAUGUGCUUUAUGUGGGCGAUCAAAAUUCUUACGAAGAAGUGAUCCCAAAACAC